UGAGUUGGAAAAAUUAAAAGAUAGAAGUAAUGUGAAAGAAAUAGGAUUGAUGGCGCAUUUUUAAUAGGAGGAAAUGUGCACUUGUUCAAAAUAAAUAGAGACACCCGCUGGGAUAGACACCAACUGGAUAACAGUCCAACCACAGCAGCUGUACAUCUUUCUAGCACCUGUAUCAGUUAAUACUGACGAUAUAUUCAUCUGCGUGGAUUCCAACAGUUGGUUCUGGUAAGGUUUUCAAUUAUAUAUACAAACCAAUAAAGAUGACAUUUUAUGUAUACAUUUGCAUGUCCCUUUGCUGUAUUAUACUGUAUAUAUAUAUAUCGUAUAAAUAUAUAUAUAUAAACUCAUCACAAUUCCGUAUUUUAAAAAGUGUAUUUGCAAUGAUAUUUACGUUUCUUACAUCAUUACACGUUUUGAGAAGCAUUUAUCUGCCAUAUAUUAUACGACUUCCCUACCCAUUUUCGCGUUCCUAAACUACAAUUAUUGUUGGCUAUAAACAUGACCUUAAAUUACCAAAUAAUCUAAAUGAUCACUAUUUAAAUCAUUAUUGUCAGUAAAGGAGUUCAUUUACUGGUGAUUUUUACGCUAUAGAAAUACUUCAGAUGUCAUGUGUUUUAAAUUGUUUAUUGUUGAGCAUGCAAUACCACUUUUUUGUGUCCCUAAGCGAAAAUAAAUUUAUUUAAAUUUGCGAAAACUUAAUCUUAAAUUUACAACAAAAACUCUAUAUACCUUCUUAAAUAUAUUUUAUACUAACAUAAUUUGAUAUACUGAUAGGCUCAUUAAAAUUUAACCAAACGUUUGCCAUUGUAUUCGACUAUAUUAUCAGAAAUUCGUAAAACAAAAAUAAUUCUUUUAUGUAAAGGAGAAUCUCUUAACCGUUUUUUCACGCCGGCAACAGCCUUGAGUGUCUUUUUAGCAGAAGUGUUAUUAAUCAAGUAACAAUAUAAACCCACUUUACUGUUCGCAAAUUAAAUAAAAAAUGUAUGUUCAUUUUUUUAAAAGAAAAUCUUAACCCAUCUCUAUUUUGAAAACUAACGACAUCAUCGGAAAAAAUGUACACACCUUAUUUCCAACCCCCGAUAUGUAUGUACCUAAGACGAUUAAUUAUUUAUCUAAUUCAUUCUGAGGCGUUUAAAUUUAAUAAAAGUGUAUUUUUGGAAUGAAUAAGAAGUAAAAAAUUCUUAAAUUAAAAAAAAAAAAAACAAAGCUAAACUUGUGUAUGUUUUAUUAACAAUUUAAAAAUCAAUCAAUUAUAUUUAUUAAUUUUACUUUUAAGAAGGGGAAAAAACUUUAGUGGUUGUUCGCAAAUUACGUCACGCUCGUGGAAAAAAAAGGGGGGGGGAAGGGUGGAAGGGUCAAGAAUUUGUGACACUUUGUGAAAAAAUUUUAUUCAAAUAAUUUUAAAAACAUUUAUUUAAGGGUCGAGAUUUCCUCAGGUAUUUUAGGUAACGUGAACCUCAGUCGCGCACACCUUUGGCGCAAAAACUGUUGUGACAAUUUUACAUUCGGUGCGGGGACGACACUUCGUUGUUUCGCAUCACAGAUUUCUAAUGAAUCAGCAAUACUACAUCUUAAUUCAUUAUGGGAAAAUGUUAAUUAAAUAAAAUAAAGUCUUAGUUUAGUUAUGAAAGUUUUAAGUAUGUUUAUAUUUUUUAGGUGUGACGGGACACUAAAAAAAAAGGGGGGGGGGGGAGGUUAAAGAAUUUGUGACACUUUGUGACAGGAGCGAGGGAGGGUCUAAAAAGGUCAUUUUUGCCGUGACGUAAUUUGCGAACGAAUCUUUUAAUUAUCAGUUCUGUCACGCGCGGUCAUUAAAUCAAAGAAACUUAAAGCUUUGGCUAAAAUAGGAAAUCUUGGCUAUGAUGUCAUUUUCGUAUUUAUUUAGAUCAAAUUAAUUUUAUUUUUAUUUCGCAAUAUUAACAACGUACUAAAAAUAACAGAUGUUUGGGUUUUCCCAAUAAAUGUGAUUACAAUGCAAUUCUUUGAUCAUGUAAUUUUUUUUUCAUAACUUUUAAAUUCGGAUAAGAUGCUUAAAAUAGUUCCUUAGUUGUUACUUUAAAUGUAUUUGUAAUUUGUAAUAAUAAUAAUACUUAAACUUUUACUAAAAUAAAAGGGGAUAUAUAAUAUUUUUGCGCAUUUAAAUUUAUUCGAUUUCCAUAAAAUAAUAGAAGAAUAACUAUAAUUGUUUUUAAGAAUUGGAACUUAUUUAAAUCUUUUCGUUUCUUUGGCGUUACGGUCAGCCUAGCUCAUUCUUACAUACAAAUUAUAUAUAUAUAUGUAUAUAUGUGAUAUAAACUUAUUUUUUUCACCUUAUAAAAUAUACUUGGGGCACACACAAACUACAUUAAAUUUAAAAGACAAAAACCGCGAGUUAAUGCUUUGGUGGAAAUCCGUAUAUUGGACGUUCCUUAAAUAAAAGUUUGUUGAUUAGAUACUAACUUAGUGAUAGCAGGCAGGAGGACUUGCAGGGGAGAUCUGCGCUAAUAAUAAAUGUUCAUAGAGAAAUAUUUACCAAAUAUUGGUAUCACAAGCAUCUACGCGAUGCCAUCACGUGUGGAUUUACCACGCGAUCGAUGUUAAUCUAUAGUUAAUAUAUUAACGUGUUUGGGAGAGAGAAAAGAGAAUCAGAAAGAGAGAGAGAGAAGGGAAUCAGAAAGAGAGAGAAAGGAAUCAGAAAGAGAGGAGGGGAACGAGAGAAUGGAUAGCGAGAGGGAGGGAUUAAGAAAACACAAGUGAGAAGUAAAAAAAAAAAAAAAAAGAAAAAACCAACCAAAAAAAAAAAAAAAAAAAAAAGAAACAACCAAACCAACAAAAAAAAAUGGUAUCAAAUCCAACAAGAACACCCGCAAAAUUUUUUUUACAAAUCUUGUUAAUAACUUCCCCCCCCCCCACUGUUACGUAAAGGAAUCAGGAGAGGAUUCACGUGAAGUUCACCAAAGUUUAAAACACGGAAUCGCUCAUCACAAAUGUGUUCUCUCUUCACUAUGAGUCUUAACUUUUAUUUACACACAACCCCCAUUUUUUUUGUCUUCUUCUUUGUAUUGGACACACUAUUUAGAAAACUAUUAAACUUGAGUGCGUUGCUGUUCGUUAGAAAAUGGACUUAACUCCGUUUAGUCACUUUGGACGUCAAGAAAAUGGAUGGUAGACGUCGCCUUUUUAAAAAUGGUUCUUUUGACGCCGAAUAUUUGAAAAUAAUCUCAAUUAUGAUAAAAAAUUUUCCAUGUUUCAUAAAAGUCAUAAUCUCAUUGUAUUAAUUACCGGUAAUGAAAAGCUUCAAAAGAAGUCAAACAAAAUUUGGGCCGUAAAUCAGAUUAAAUUCUAUUUAUUUUUCCCAUUCGAGCCUUCAACACGCCUUUUAAGUUAUUUUAUGUUCUCCUCUUAAGAAUAGAAAGUUGUACGUUGUUAUUAUUAUAGAACUGAGAUUUGAGUUAAAUUUUAAAGUCGAUUCCAGGUGUAACCAUUUCCACAUUAACAUCUAACUUUAAGCUGGAUUUAUUUAAUAUAAUUUCAAAAUAAUGACCUUAAUUAUGAACGUCAUUUCAUCGAGUAGGAGCAACCAGAGGUGUAACAUUUGCAGAGGUUAGCAGCUUUUUGGCCAACUUUUACUGUCGUAAAAAAUAUCAGAAAAGCAAUAUCUGUACGGCGUAUGCCCCUUCCCCCGCGCCAUCCCCCCCCCUUUUCACGGCCUGGGGUGUUGUGUUACGUCACGUUGACCCAUACUAGGGAGACUUUUUUCAAUUGCACAUUUUGUCAACCUUCACUGCAAUGACACUCAGACAUGAAAUUGCAUGUACUGCAGCAAUUCUAAUACAUAAAGAGAGUGAUGGGCAGAUACAGUGCCGCGGCAAGAAAAAGCUGCGCCCAGGGCAAGAACCUGAAUAUUAGACGCCCUCUUCCCAAAGGAGGUCUUUAUUUAAUAAAAAUGAUUUACAGGGUGGGGGGGGGAGUGACGAUUUUGACGCCGUGUGAAGAUUGGACCCCGUGUGGGUGCCAACUUUACCCCGACCACGACACCCCCCUCUCGCACGGCCCUGGGCAGAACCGUUGGUAUCAUCCUUAUCCAAUCAAUCCUUAUUUGUACCUCCCACGUCACAGCUACAACUAAAUGAACUGAAAUGAACAACACUCGUCGACUCAAGACUAGACAUGACUCAAAAUGUAUCUCAGAAAAUGACAAGCCCUGUUAAACUCUUAUGCAUUGUGAAGGAUUUUUUUUAAAAAAUGGGUUUAGUGUGCUCAUCUUUAUUUUGAAAUCCCUUCUAGAUAAAUGUUAUUUAAAAUAGGGAAUUGAUUGAGAUGAGAAAUUGGUUUUUGUAGACGCCUUACAGGAACCCCACUUGAUAUUUGAAUAGUUCCAAAGGUUGGAACCUGUAACAUAUGUCUGGGGUUCAGCAGAGCGGUGAUAAACUGCGCCCAUUUGAACUUCCCACCACACAAUCUAAUUUUGAGGCAUGGCAAUAAUUAUGAAAAAAAACACGUCCUAUUAGAUUAACUAUUUGUUUCUUUUAUAGGAGAAUUCCAUGGACAAUAUUGGCAGCCAUCCAAGACAGCUGUUUGAUGACAAGUCCUACUUUGGCUGGUCAGAUGAGAUUUUGCCCCAUCUGACCAGUCCAGAUGUAGCUACGGAAUACUUACCCGAGCCUCCAACAUUCAUUCAGAAUAGGCUGCCUUCUGGGAAGAAAAAUAUUUGGUGAACUUGCCCGUUUGUUGCUUUUUUAGUCUCUUUCUCUCUACUCUCUACUCUCUACUCUCUACUCACACACUCUCUCUCUCUCUCUCUCUCUCUCUCUCUCUCUCUCUCUCUCUCCCUCUUUAACUCUCACAAGGCACAACGUUUCCUUUCGCCAUCCCCCAUCUUUCUCUCUCUCGCUCUCUCUUUAAUCAGAAUAGGCUGCCUUCUGGGAAGAAAAAUAUUUGGUGUGCUUGCCCGUUUGUUGCUUUUUUAGUCUCUCUCUCUCUACUCUCUCCUCUCUCCUCUCUACUCACACUCUCUCUCUCUCUCUCUCUCUCUCUCUCUCUCUCUCUCUCUCUCCCUCUUUAACUCUCACAAGGCACAACGUUUCCUUUCGCCAUCCCCCAUCUUUCUCUCUCUCGCUCUCUCUUUAACUAUCAAAGGCUACAACGUUUCCUUUCAUCCCAACUUUCUCUUUCUCUCUUCUCUCAUUCUCUCUAUCUAGAUAUCUCUCUCUUUUAAUUCUCACAGAGCACACAUUUUCCUUUCGUCUUCCAUCUUCCUCUCUAUCUUUUUUUCUCGUUCUCUUUAAAUCUCACAUGGAAAAAACCUUUCCUUUCAUCCCCAUCUCUCUCGCUUGCUCUUUCGCUCUCACACCCUUUCUCGCUCUUUCUAACGCGCGCUCUCUCUCUCUCUAACCGAAAUACUAGUUAGAAGGUAUUAAAACUGAUAGAUAUAAGCAAGGAAGUCAAUGUACACAACUGGACACAGGUCUAGUAAAAAAAAAAAAUACCGUACAUGAGUUAACGCCAUUCAUCUGUACACAGUGGCUGUGUCAAGAAGAAACACAAGGACGUCACAGUUUACUUGUUAGAGGCGGAUCUGUGGAAAAGGUUCAAUCGACUGGGCACCGAGAUGAUCAUAACGAAAAAAGGAAGGCAAGUGUAGGGGGGGGUCUGGGGGAGUGGUGGCUGGUGGAGUGGUGAGUCGUGGAAUAAUGGAGUGGUGGCUUGUUGAAUUGUGGCUGGUGGAGUGGUGGCUGGUGGAGUGGUGGCUGGUGGAGUGGUGGCUGGUGGAAUAAUGGAGUGGUGGCUUGUUGAAUUGUGGCUGGUGGAGUGGUGGCUGGUGGAGUGGUGGCUGGUGGAAUAAUGUAGUGGUGGCUUGUUGAAUUGUGGCUGGUGGAGUGGUGGUCGGUAGAGUGGUGGCUGGUGGAGUGGUGGCCGGUGGAGGGGUGGCCGGUGGUGCAGUGACUGUUGGAGUGGUGGUUGGUGGAGUGGGGGAGUGGUGGAGUGGUGGCUGAUGAAAUGGGUGCUGAUAGAGGGAUUGUUGAUGGAGCAAUGGCUGAAAGAUGAAUGAGAUUUAGAUGUGAAGCAGUCACAUUUCAGUAAUGCUGUUUGUUAGAAGUUUUCAUAUCAUAUUUUAUAAGAAANGUGGGUGGUGGAGUGGUGGCUGGUGGAGUGGUGGCUGGUGGAGUGGUGGCUGGUGGGAUAAUGGAGUGGUGGCUUGUUGAAUUGUGGCUGGUGGAGUGGUGGCUGGUGGAGUGGUGGCUGGUGGAAUAAUGUAGUGGUGGCUUGUUGAAUUGUGGCUGGUGGAGUGGUGGUCGGUAGAGUGGUGGCUGGUGGAGUGGUGGCCGGUGGAGGGGUGGCCGGUGGUGCAGUGACUGUUGGAGUGGUGGUUGGUGGAGUGGGGGAGUGGUGGAGUGGUGGCUGAUGAAAUGGGUGCUGAUAGAGGGAUUGUUGAUGGAGCAAUGGCUGAAAGAUGAAUGAGAUUUAGAUGUGAAGCAGUCACAUUUCAGUAAUGCUGUUUGUUAGAAGUUUUCAUAUCAUAUUUUAUAAGAAACAAAUGCUAUUAAUAGAUUCAAUAAUUCGACACUUGCACGUGUUUAAAAGUAUUGUUUUAUUCCACAGACGAGUGUUUCCUAUACCCUCAUAUGCUUUAUGUGACCUUGACCCCGAGAAGCUGUAUAACGUGACCCUGGAGAUCAUUUCAGUGGAUAAUGCGGUAAUUGGGGGAUUCGUAUUUUUUAAAGAUUAUUAUUAUGUAAAUCUUAAUAUAUAUUUAUCAUUAAACGGUAUAUUACUCUUGUGUUCCUGUAAACUAGGGGGAGACAAGCAACAAUAGAAAAAUGAAUGGUUACUCUGCUCUUUGAAAUAGAUUUGCUUUUUAAGCUUACCGAAUCGGGAGAAAAGUUUCAUAUUGUCAUAGAUUUACAAUCUCAAGUAAUUGUUUACUUGUCUUUGUUUAUUAUAUAAAUAUUUAUCAUAAACCAAGACGUAAUUGUAAAUAUAUCGCUGACUCUGUUGUGAAAAGGGGGAAACAUGUUCAGAAAAUGGCACCAUCAUCAUCAGUGGCUCUACAGCCCAUGUAAGGCCCUGGCCUGCUCCAUCACAAUAGAUUCCAUACGGAUCGAUCCAUAGCCUUCCGUUCAGAAAAUGGCUUUAUGUACAAGAUGUCACUCUGAUUUCACCAUCAUGUUUUCAAAACGGCAAUUUUUAAAUACAUAUUUUAUGAAAUACAUUUUUUUUUUUAUUUCGCUCAGAUUCACAAAUUCAUCAACGGGGAAUGGAUGUCAUCGAAGGAGGGCGUGCACUAUUAUCCGACACCCACGCCGGGGAGGAGCACGUACUUGCACCCUUUCUCCCCCAACACUGGUGCGCACUGGACGAGGGAAGCUGUCGUGUUUUCGGGGCUGAAGAUCUCCAACAAUCUUGACGCCCUUGGCACGGUAUGAGACCCCUUUGUCGUCUGCUCUGUAUCGGUUUAUGUAAAUGGAAUGAAGAUAAACUAUCAAAUACAAAGUUUUUUAACAACGGAAAAGGACAGAACUUUAAAUAAAAUAGUUUAUUGAACAUGAUAUUUUCUGAAAAUAUGAACAAUCGUAAAGAUACCUUUUGCCUCAUUAAAAAAAAAAUAAAAGAAAUAAUGGUUCUAAAAUUUCUACCAGAUUGUACUCCAGUCCAUGAGGAAGUACCAGAUGAACCUGGUCAUAGCAGAACUCGGGGGUCACAUGGAAGUCCGCAUCCCCCAGCCUGAGACCCAGUUUGUGGCCGUCACCCAGUACCAGAACGACCAGGUCACACAGAUGAAGAUCGAGCACAACCCUUUCGCCAACGGUUUCCGAUUCGCCUCCAAUAAAAAGUGAGAAAACGCAAGCAGCGCAUUAGUCACGUGUUAGUCACGUGUUGUUAUCAAAUAAACAACAACAACCACCGAAGGCCAAGAUUUGAACUAGUUUUAAAAGUGAAGUCGAUGCAUUCAGUUUAAGCCCAUUUGAUGAAUUCCUGAAUGGUGAGCAUGUGAAUGUGUCCCAUGAAAGGGCACGCUGAAGAAAAGCGGCACCCGUGGUGAGGCUGAAAUUGCUGCCCCUAUAUAUAUAUAUAUAUAUAUAUAUAUAUAUAUAUAUAUAUAUAUAUAUAUGUGUUAUCACAUAGAUGUUCAUAUAUAAAGACGUUUGUCUCCCCCCCAGAGCAUGUGAAUGUGUCCCAUGAAAGGGCACGCUGAAGAAAAGCGGCACCCGUGGUGAGGCUGAAAUUGCUGCCCCUAUAUAUAUAUAUAUAUAUAUAUAUAUAUAUAUAUAUAUAUAUAUAUGUGUUAUCACCUAGAAGUUCAUAUAUAAAGACGAUUGUCUCCCCCCCCCCAACCCAUGUUAGCAACCAGGGUGAGUUCACCCUCACCCCCAAUAUUUCGCACGGCCCUGGUCCCAUGAUCAUGUCUAUGUCCGAGUGUGAAAUAGAGAAGAUUGAGGUGAAAUUUUUUCAAAGCGUCCUGACGUAGAUGAACUCCCCAAACCCUCUUUAAAAAAAAAUCUCCUCACCUUAUCUUAAACUGAUACUUGUAAAUACUGUCUCCAUUUUGAUGCGUCAGUUAAAAUGUAACUGUAGGGCCACUAAAAUGUAUGUUCACCUAUUUCCGCAGAGACAAGUCCAAGCGACAGUCUUCACAUUCUCAAGACACAGGUACAAAUUUAAAUAAUCGUUUUCAAUUAUGGCUUUGUGCAUUAAAUGUCACUGUCAUUAAAAAAAAACAUCAACUUUUUCUAUAAAUUAUAGAUUAUAUUUCAAAUUUUAUAUAAGUUUAGAUAACACAUGAUUGUUGUUUUUCUGGCUUAAAAAUCCUGGUUGCCAUGUAGGAUUGAUAGAAAUCGCUCAAAGAUAUCAGUCACAGAAAUAACCCAAUGAUUUCACUGAAAGUUAUCAGUCUUAGAAGUAACCCAAUAAUAUUAAUCAUUGAUAUUAGUCAUAGAUAUCAGUCAUAGAAAUACCCAAUUAGAUCGCUCAAAGAUAUCAGUAAACAGUUAUGCAAAUAACCCAAUGAUCUUACUCAACGAUAUCAGUCAUAGAAAUAUCCAAUGAUCUCACUGAAAGAUGGGAGGCAUAGAAAUAACCCAAUGACAUCGCUCGUAAAUAAAAACAAACUUAUAAUUGUUUCUUUAUUGAAUUUUCAGAGACAGAAAGUGACAGUGGGCCCAGAGUGGUCAACCCGUCUCCCCAGCGUUCUCCCAGCGUCCAGUCUCCCAAUAAACCAAAACCUGAUGCCAACUUUAGAAACACCCCACGCAUGGGCGGCCCCCAAGACAAACACCCGGCCAUAAACGCUCAACGCGACUUAAAUUACCCGGAUUACCUCAAACCUGAAACUUACGACACCUAUGGGACAUCCCAUUACCCCCAUGGGUACACCGUCCCCGACAGGAGCCACAAGAAAUGGCUGCAUCACCUUAUCACAAACACGGCCCCCCAGACAGGUCCGCUCUACAUCCCCUACAACGACAGGGUGGACCUGACCAACUCACUGAACAUGGCCAGCUACAUGUGUCAGCGAAUGGGAGGAAACCCCUUGGCUCAGGUCAGGCACCUGGGGCAGAUGAACACGGGGAAGGAACUCUCGCCACUGUCUCUGGUCAAGAAAAGGAAGUUGAAGGAAGACGCCACCGGUUGUUUCCCUGUCAACGACGCCAGAUAUCCCAGUUAUGAGGGGAAAGAUGAUGUUGAUGUGGUUAGGAUCAGGGAUGACGUCUGCUUGGCGGCUAGAGAGCCGGACUUUGAACCCGUUAUAAAGGGUCUUGUAGACCCAGGAAUGAAGCAGGAGAAAAUAUCAGAUAACCCCAAUGUUGACCUGCCUGGACAUUCAGCAGGGGCUUCAGAAUCCGAACAGCCUAAUGAUCUGACCCCCAGGAUCAAACUGGUAAAUAUAAAUCAUUGUUUUAAAAAGUGCGGAUAAUUACAGCUUUUGGGGAUAACAAUGCAUUCAAAAGAUGCUAGAAUUUUUUAUUUUUGAUUUAAUUUUUUUAUUUUUUAAAAUAAAAUAAAUAUUAAAAGGGAGGUAUCUAAUGGUUUCUUAUUUUCUCUCCGCUCUUUAGGAUGAGUUAACGGACCUGCAUAAAAAAAACUGUGCCACUGAACAGAACACCACACCUUGUGUGAAACCAGAAGUCAUCCUUAAAAAUAGUGAGCUCUGGGCCACCACGCACGAGGUGGUGGUCAGUUCCGAGGGCAGGUAACGAUCAUUUUUAAUAUGAAUAAGUUAACCCCAAAAAACAAAAACAAAAUGACCACAGCCAGUAAGAACAAUACUUAUUCAAAGCAUUAAAAGUCAGCUAAAAAGAAAACGAUUAAAAUAGGUUAAUAAAAUGCACGGCAAUACCAGGGCAUGUAUGUAAUAGUUUACUGCAUCAUUAAAGUUGUUCUUUGUCUCAAACGUUUUUUUCCACCCCCCAGACCAAUGUUUCCAUUUAUAAACUUGUCCAUCUCCAACCUGGAUCAUAAGCGGUCUUACUACAUCAGCCUGGAGCUGACCCCGGCCUCGUCGUGGCUCUACGAUUACACUGACCACGAGUGGACGCCAAGUCUGGAGACCACCAAUGAGCACAGGGUCACGCCGUACCAGCACCCGGACAACCCCAGGAGUGGACGGGAGUGGGAGUCGGGCGUGGUGUUCGACAGACUCCGCCUGAGCACGUCCAGGCAAGGCAAAAACAUGGUCAGUGUCCUAGAUCGGAUAACUAUUUGAACAUAAUUUCAUAUGUUAAAAUGUGGCCGUGAUUGCCAAAGGUCUUGUUACUCCAUACUUGAAUGACUUGAAUGUUUCCUGAUAUAAACUUGUCCAUUUCCACCCUGGAACAAAGGCGGUCUUACCAUAUAUAUUUUUGACGCCCUUCAAUUUAAAUAAAAUACUAAAAACGCAAUAAUGUAUAAUUAUAUGUUAAUAAACCUUAAGCAUUAAAACAAAAAUAUAUCGUUUUCAAGAGUGUUAACUCUGGUCUAGUACAUAGAAGGAAUGUCUGGGGUUUUAAUUCUAGGGCGUUGAAGAAAUGUCGUGUUUUUUAAGAUGUCAGAAGAUGAAAGAAAUGUUUUUGUUGUAGUUUCAAAAUAUCUAAAUAUAUAUAUAUAUAUAUAUAUAUAUAUAUAUAUAUAUAUUUAAAAACAUUAAAAAUACUUAAAUUAUUUAAAUGAUUCAUUUGACACAUAAAAAUAUUUUCUAACAUAGAAGGAAUGUCUGGGGUUUUAAUUCUAGGGCGUUGAAGAAAUGUCGUGUUUUUUAAGAUGUCAGAAGAUAAAAGAAAUGUUUUUGUUGUAGUUUCAAAAUAUAUAAAUAUAUAUAUAUAUAUAUAUAUAUAUAUAUAUAUAUAUAUUUAAAAACAUUAAAAAUACUUAAAUUAUUUAAAUGAUUCAUUUGACACAUGAAAAUAUUUUCUACCACUUUGACAAGAAUCUCAUUGUUUGCUGUUUAUACCAAAACAAAUUCACAAAGAAAUAUGUCGUUUAAAUUAAAUGACACAUAAUACAAAUCAUAAGUUCACAUUUCAAAGUUAUUACCAUUUUUGCCAUUUUUUUCACGAAAGUUAAUGAUAAGGAUUAUUUUAAAACAUACAGAUAUAAGAUAAUAUGGAAGAUAGAUGAAUAUUGUGCGGGUCAUGUCUUUUAUAGGUCAAAGUCCAACUCAGACGCCAGUAUUUCCCGGAAGUGACGAUACGAACGGGGGUUCAAACCUGGAGGUAUCCCUUGAAGGACGCCAUGUUUAUUACUGUCAGCAUAGACAGGUGAGUGCCCAACAUUAAACAUUACAUGGUAGCAUGCCCGUGUGUUCGUGACAUGGGAUUUAGAAUAGUCUUCCCUUUCCGAAAGCAUGUUAACAUAUAAAAAAUAAUAAAAGACACACGAAAGAUCUUUGGUUGUUAAGGAAUAUCUGCACACUCACGGUGACCCGGAUGUAACCCAAUGUUCAGGUCUCCCUUGCUUGAUCCAUUGAGCUGUCCUCAUGUCUUGUUUUGUCUCCUGUUUAUUUUCAGAUCACAGUUCCUACAGCCGAGAACGUCCGAGCUGACCAGCAGUAAGGCUGUGGAUAGCCCAAGGUAAAACAAGAUGAGUCAUCUUAAUCGUGGCCCCGGGGGGGGGGGGGGUUAGAGAGGUAUACCAUGCACUCAGCUGUAUUGUCAUAAUAAAAACCCAAGGGUUUUAAUUUUGCAAAACAUUCACAAAUUUAGCAUCAUUGAAGAUGGGGGAAAAAAAAGAAAAUAAGAAUAAAAAACAUACGAUUUAAAAAAAAAAAUCAUUAAAAAUAAUAGAAAAUGCCAUCUUCUCAAAGUCGUACGUCAUGAAAAAAACCAACAUGAUGGUAAAUGCAAUAAAUGUAAUGGUAAAAUUAAUCACGUAGAUAUUAAAAUAUUACCCACAAUUUAUCGAUCGAGAAAUAGUCUGAUGUAUUACAUUUAUAAUCCAAAGCGAUGACAAGAACAUGAAGAAAAACCUUAGCAUUUAUCAGUGGUUUAGAUUUGCAGUGAGCUUAAAUAACGUUGAAAUAACGUUUUAUUUUUGUGUGUGUGGGUUUGCGGACUUCGCUAAAAAUAUAUAUAUAUUCUUGAUCUUAUUUUAUUUGAUUUCAGGUCAGAUAGUGAAAACCUGAACCGGUCCUCUCAAAGGAAACAGACAAGUGAGUAAUGCACAGCAAUGUCUUUCGGUGUUAAGUCAUAUUCAAGGCAAUUUUAGGUGUAGGCAAAAACACAGUUGGUCGGUGAAUAGGAAUCCUAUCUGAACCAUCGGACAAGUGUGAUUGUGAAUAAAAACUAUUCCAAUAAUUCUUAUUAUUUUUUAAAUAAAAUUUAAAUGCGUACUGUUAUUAAAAGAAAGAAAAAAUGUAUUUGAAUAAAGUUAAGAUAUUCAUCGAAGCCUGGAACUGAGCGUCAUUCUUGCCAUGUUUUUAAACAGAUCCCAAAAAGAUGUGUACAGACGUCUCUAGAGCAGGGUUAAUUCAACCUGCUCCAUCAGCGCCCGGUACAGACUGGGUGACGCCGUGUUCGGAGCAAGGGAGGCAACACGUCAUGGCAAGAACGUUAACGGAAGGUAUGCAGUUAACGGCCCACGACGAAGGUCUCCUAGACAUGGAGGUCGAUGCUUCCCGACAAUUUCCACGCAAAGAAACAUGGAAGCAAAGUACCAGUGGAGACGACAGAGGAAGUGACGCCACGAAUGUUAGAACAGACGCGUUCACUGCUACCCACGGGGCAGCUCUCAGCCAAGAAAGCCCUAGCAGUAUUCCGUCUGCCCAACAAAACAAUAUUUCUUUAGGUGGUAGUGUGGGUGAGCAGCACCAAGAAGAUACCAUCCAUGCAGUCAUAAAUCCGGAGCAUUUACGCUCACCAGUUAAAGAACAUUUAUUCAAUUCAACAGACGCAGACAUGUGUAGAUAAUUUGAACCCUGGCAUAAACACCAAAGAUAAGAGACGAUAGAAAAUGUGCAGCAUAAACUAUUGACAUGAACCGACUACGACCAUUGAACGCAAUGUGCCAAAUAUCUAUAACUAUUAACCAGUUUAUAAUGGUCACCAAAUAAACUCUCUUGAAAUCUUUGGCUAUCUAUGACUUUAUUAGGGUUGCUAUUAGUAACCCAAGAAUGGAAUGCUUUAAAUCAGGCCUGCACGGCUCAAAAGGUAAGGCGGGCCGUAACACUUUAUGAAAAAAUUAUUCGGGC
This is a messenger RNA of Lymnaea stagnalis (great pond snail), 13642 nucleotides long. The record is from the annotation of a GenBank genome assembly. Lineage: Eukaryota; Metazoa; Mollusca; Gastropoda; Lymnaeidae.